Messenger RNA from Cladophialophora yegresii CBS 114405, 681 nucleotides. RefSeq lists its product as uncharacterized. The record is from RefSeq and is a predicted model, not a curated record. Lineage: Eukaryota; Fungi; Ascomycota; Eurotiomycetes; Chaetothyriales; Herpotrichiellaceae. The transcript is spliced from 2 exons. Bases 1 to 681 code for a protein of 226 amino acids.
AUGAAGGUCUCCGACAUCUACUACAGCCUUGACCAGGCUCAGAAUCCGUAUCCCUUGACGCAGGUCGAUUUCUUCCAUGCCAAACAUCGAGCCGUUAAGAAAGCCCGUGCAGACGCCACUGCCAAGGGUCUUCCACCGCCAAAGAGUGUUGCGUCGUACAUGGAUAUUGCCUUGGUUCGCAAUUUCGGCCACUAUGAUGACAUUGGCAAGUUCCCCAACGAUCCAGUCGCCAGGGACCUCCUCCGCCGCGAAGCAAUGGAGGCUGUCAAAGCGAAGCGCCGAAGAGACGCUGCUUCGAAGGCUCACGACGAACGCGAGGAACCCCAGAAGCAGAAGUCGCAACAUGCCGAUACUCUGCAUCUCAGAUCACAACAGCAGCGUAUCAGCGCUCGCGAGGAGACCAAAAGACGAGUCAGAGAAGCUUUCAGCUGGCAGCCCAGAACCUUCACCGACAGAGAACGUGCCAUCCACGCUCCGAGGAAGAGAAAACAUGCAGACACCGCAGACGACGGCGACGCUAACAAAAUGGGCGCGGUGUCCCCGGCCAGCAAUAGCAGCAAAGAGAACUCCCAAGCUGCAUACCCUGCUCCAGGUGCUCGCAAGCAACGUGUUGUUGUCCAGUCCGAUGACGAAGACAAAACGUCUUCCUUACUGGUCAUUGAUUCAGACUUGACGGGUUGA